Messenger RNA from Colletotrichum destructivum, 3715 nucleotides. Its product is annotated as Putative LMBR1-like membrane protein. Bases 1316 to 3421 code for a protein of 701 amino acids. Gene Ontology annotation, cellular component: membrane. The transcript is spliced from 2 exons. Lineage: Eukaryota; Fungi; Ascomycota; Sordariomycetes; Glomerellales; Glomerellaceae. The record is from RefSeq and is a predicted model, not a curated record.
GGCUUAUAAGUGCAGUUUGUUGCGCCUGUAACACAUUCCUAACUUGAUUGUUUCUAUUGAAAAUUUUGAUUCUACCUGGAUCGCGGCUUUUUGUGGAGGAUCAUCGUACUAGUCACGAAACCUUCGCCCUGUCUCACGGUAAGAUACCUCUUCGUCAAAGCUUCAUGCUCUUGGAGGCUGGACUCCUUGUGCAAAAGCUGAUGACGUUCUUAUGAGCAUACACCACCGCCAUGCAUGACAACUUCUCAGCCGAAUGCCAGGUUCUGAAACGGUAGAGUUGGUGUCAAUAUAGAGAGGAAAACAAGCAUGCAAUCACUUCAAAGGCCAAUUCUUCGGAUAUAGCCAAGUUACUGCACAUUCUUUCUGGUGAAUUCACUGUUUUCUCCCACUCUAAGAAGAUAGAAGAUGUGACGAAGAACAAGAUACUGCAAAUUUGAUAGGUUGCGGGUGACUCAUUAUUCUACUCGUUCUCGUAAUCUCCAGUGUCUCCCCUGUCUUCCGAUAAACUCCUGCAGUAUUGUAGUUAAUUGGGCCUCGGACCGUCACAACUAAUGGAGCGUAAGACAUUGUUUUGUUCUGCAACGAAAACAAACCAUCAUAACCAGCAUUUUGUUAAGUUCUUGAGUUAAAAAAGGACUGGGGAAGACCGGCUCUCUUCGUGCAAUGGCUUCAAUAUCUUACACGUGGCUCACAUCAAGUACGGUGGCUAUGUCCUGUAGUCCACAGGCGUUGACGGGUUCCUGCAGACUGUGGCCAGACCGAGAUACAGGGCGUGUAAGUCAGGUAAACAUGCAGAACUUUGUGGAACUAUCCAUCCAAGACGAACCAACCUCUGGGACAAGGUGGGGGGGCUAUUUCGACUCCAGUCCCGACUCCUACGCCUAGAACGGCCGCCUCAGGGGCAAAAAGCGGAUCUGCCGGGAACCAAGAUUGGGGUCUGGAAAGUCUUCAUCAAAUAAACCGGAGUGAACGAUGUAGGGUGGGCCUCUCAGAGUGCCGUGCAGGUGACGUAAACAGCUUGUUUGCGGACCUUCCAGACACUCCGGGUCCGUGCACAUGACCUUGUCUGAGGCUGGUCCAUCACUAUCCGAUCCCCAGGGCCAAAACAUUGCAUUCCCAAGGGUGCUUCUUUGGGAGGGUUUCCGGAAGCCUAAACAUUAAAUCCCCCAUCUCCCGGGCGCGCCACGAAAUCCAUUAAACCUCCAGCCCACCACAGGCCGGCCACCCUCACGCGUACACAUUCCAUCGACAACAGCAUCGAGUUCACAACAGUCGCAGCACAGCACCUCAUGGACGCUGCUCCGACUACGACACAAUGUUCCACAUCGUGAGCGCCUCGUCGCCAGUGCCCUCGGAAAUCUUUGCGCUCCUUGCGCUGCUCGUCAUAUCUGUCAUCGUCCUCCUCAUCCUGCGCCACUACCUACCCCUGCGAACAACACCGGCCUUCUACCUGGUGCCCAUUUUCUUCGCAUUAUGGCUUCCUGCGUGUAUGGUGCUGCUUGUGCCCAUCGACUUGGCGUCGAGUGCUAGGACCGACGACGAGGCCACGCGUGGAGUCUGGCUCCCACAGCGGCUGCUGUUGGUAUCGUGGAGAAUAACGUACUGGCUGACAUUUGCCUUAACAUGGUUCAUCCUUCCUAUUCUUGGUGAAUACUCCGACUCGGGCUAUCGCGAACCAAACGACAGUCUGAUGUACUCGCUCCGUCAGAAUGCCCAGUACCAUGCGAUCGUACUGGGAACCGCUGGCGUUGGGCUUGCGUACCUCUCCAUCAGAUACAACCCAGGCUUCACGACGCUCAAGACAUCGUUCAUGGCACUCGCAUAUUUCUAUGGCUUGGUUUUCGCCAUUUACCUCAUGGGACACGGCUUGGUUGCGGUUCCUCGUCGACUAUUCCGGUAUUCGUCCAUCAGCGGGAGGCUACGCAGACUGCAGGUUCGUGCGCCAAAACUGUACGAAAAAAUGGAGGACUCCCUACUGGACCUGGAGGAUGUUGAAUUGCUGGUAUCCGAGCUGGGCCGCCGCAAGACUGGCAGCGCCGUCAAGUUCAGCGAGUGGAUCGAUGAGUUGGUUGAAACAGCCAAUCUGCCCGAGUCGCAGCCCCGAACGGCUGUCGGAUCUGCCGACAGCCGCGCACUGCCGACGGUUAUCACAAAGAAGUUCAUGGCGGACUUGUCGAGGAGACUGAUGCGCGCCCGUCAUGCCAGGUCUCGUUAUGUGAACGACUGGAAUGAUUUGUUGAAGGAGGCGUCGGACACUCAGGCCAUCCUGGACUCAGCCGCCUCGAAGAAGCUCGAGUUUGGCGCGCCUUCUCCCCACGCCGCAUUCUGGGAUCGGUUCACCAUCCACACACCUUACACACGAUAUGUGUACUACUAUCACUUUGAGCCCUAUGCAUGCAUUGCUCUCGGGGCCUUCCUCGCAGUGGCGUCAGCUCUCAUCACCUGGUCGGAGCUGAUCAAGGCAGCCUUCCCCCAACUGUCUGUUAUCCGCCUGACAGUCGUUCACCACUGGGUGGGUGACAAGGGACAGGUUGGAUUUGCCGGGCAGCUUAUCUCGGUUCUUUGGCUUCUGUAUAUGUGUGCUGCAACCUUCAUUACCAUGACGGAAGUCAAGACGUGGCGGGGACGUGCGCUUGUUAGACGCAACACGGCUUACGAAUCGGCAUUCUGGUACUCCGGCCAAGUCGCCAAGCUGAGCGUCCCUCUGUCCUACAACUUCAUGACUUUCUUAUCCAGGGACAUCUACGUGAAGACGCGGUUCUAUGCCUUCCUCGGACAACUCAUCGACUUUACCGCACUCGGCCGUGGGGCAGACUAUAUCUUCCCCAUCUGUGUACUACUUCCUGUCGCAGCCACUCUAUUUGGCCUGUACGGGAAGAUCAAGCGUAUGUUCGGCUUUGGCGGCGAAUUUAUCGACGACGACGAGAAUGGCGACGGAAGGGUCUUUGGAUCAGGCUCCUGGCGCGAGGGCCGAGAUCUCAUCGAGCGUGAGCUUGGGGGAAAUUCUGCCUUGAGACGCCGCGAAGAGGCCUUUGCUAGGCUCGAAGCAGCCGGAAGGUCUGCUCCCGUUCUGACCGUUCCUGGCGGACGCACCGGUGCCGCGUCAUCCCCGGCACGCUCCCCUGUUCGUGCCACGCACAACCGUCAUACGGGACAGGCAUCGCGCACCAGGCCGUAUCGCGACGAGGAACCUGAAGAGGACCAGAACUUUUUUGAAUCGCUGGGUCAUCGCAUGAAGAACACGAUGGAUACGUUUGAGCCCCCGCAAUGGUUCCAAGACAUUAAGAAGCCCAAGUGGCUCGGCGGCGAUGACGACGAGCCAGGCAGUAGCAGUGGUGGUGCUGCUGCUGCCACCGGUGGAGGUGGCGUCGAAUCCGACAUUCGACGCUGGUUUGGCGGCGAGGGCCGCGUUCGGUUGUGAAUUCAGCCAUGCGGUAGCUGAGACCGUAUUCUCUUUUGUCGUUUUGAAUACCACCACUUCCACGAAACCGGGGUCUCUACCAAGAGCUGGGGAGAACGCAUUGCUAGGAGUUUCGGCUUGAGUUCCCGCGCCAGAACACCGAGACAGAAGUUUGAUCAGUCUCGCGCGAAUUGCUUAUAUAGAUGUGGUUUAAUGGCCGAUGCGGGAUGCCGCGUAUGCAUGAGACAGAUACCUUUCAUAGACUUCUCGACAUUAAUAUCAGAGUAGUAGUAAUCGAUAGAUUGAAUUAUUGAA